AUGUCGGCACCGAAGCUAUCCAGCCGAACUUCGAGUUAUAGGAAGCCCGUCCCAAAAUUCAUUCCCUCGCCCCCGGCUUCUCCCCAUGGUUCGCCGACGAGCUCCACGAGACGGUUUUCUUUUUCACACACUUCUAUCAAUCAGGACGCUCCUCCUCUGCCCCCCGACUGGCGUACCGCAAUUGACCGGGCGGUAUCUAGAGAGGGCAGAGCGACGUCUGGCCUGCCUGCUAUUAUCACAAUCGUGGGCCCAUCGAGCCACGACGCUCAUGGGACCGAUGCUGGACCCUCCACAGAAAGGCUGUCACCCUCAACGCCUGAUUGGGGGACAUCAGGAACUAUGAACUUUACUCCUCCUACACCUACUGAGAGUUACCACGACGAGGAACUCGUGUCUCGUCCCAAUUCGCCCACGCCUUGGGAACACCUAAUGCGAUCCACGGCGCGGCAGCCGUCUUAUCAAGAGGAAUUUCGCCCCCCGACGCCCCCAAUCCCCAACCAACGCAAGAGGCCCAGAUCAGCUGGAUCUGGAUGUGACUCGCCAACGCCUACUAUCAUAUCACAACUAGCACCCCACUCCACACUUCCCUUGGCUUCUCGUGAACAAGACCAUGACGCGGCUCCGCUGAUCUCGAUUGAGAAGUCAGGACCUCCGCCUGUACCUCCCAAGCCAUCGCUGCCGACACCCCCUGCAAGUGUGCUGGCUCACUUCGAUGUCUCCUCUCCUUCUAAUCAUGCUGGGCAUGACAAGUAUUCUCAACCUCCCACGUACUCUCCUGGUCACGAUAGGCGUCCCUCUACUCUCAACUCGACUCUUAAUUUUACUCUUAAUUCUGAGAAAUGGACCGAGGGUACUGCUACUCCCUCUGCUCAAGGCCUGAUCAAUAAAGAGAUUACUCGGGAUGCCUCUGAGUUCCCUGCUGCCCUCCUUGAUCGAGACGCCGCUGGUCGUGCAAAGCGCAGUUGGUGGCAGUCGGUUGCAAGUGGCUUCAAGCGUUUCAUAUCUGGUCUAUGUUGUCUGUAA
Messenger RNA from Suillus fuscotomentosus, 1023 nucleotides. RefSeq lists its product as uncharacterized. The record is from RefSeq and is a predicted model, not a curated record. Bases 1 to 1023 code for a protein of 340 amino acids. The transcript has 5 exons. Lineage: Eukaryota; Fungi; Basidiomycota; Agaricomycetes; Boletales; Suillaceae.